Habropoda laboriosa is the source of this 1511-nucleotide messenger RNA. RefSeq names its product homeobox protein OTX1 B-like. Gene Ontology annotation, cellular component: nucleus. Lineage: Eukaryota; Metazoa; Arthropoda; Insecta; Hymenoptera; Apidae. Bases 1 to 1371 code for a protein of 456 amino acids. The record is from RefSeq and is a predicted model, not a curated record. Gene Ontology annotation, biological process: regulation of transcription by RNA polymerase II. Gene Ontology annotation, molecular function: RNA polymerase II cis-regulatory region sequence-specific DNA binding; DNA-binding transcription factor activity, RNA polymerase II-specific. The transcript has 4 exons.
AUGUCGGGAUAUUUCGACUAUUCUGGUACGAUCGAUAACUUGGUGGAGGAGUACGAAGGUUACGGUUGUGCAAGGAACGGCAACGUGUCGGUGACAGAGGGACCGACGAGCAAGGUGUCGGAGGGCAACACGAAGCUAUCGUCGCAAUCGGGCCAGAACAAUCAUCGGGAGGAGAACAGCUGGUGGGCGGCGGAGGAGGGCGGAGGUCAAGAGAUAAGGGAGCGUGAUAAGGGUGCAGCGGUGGCGGGUGAGCUGGCUUGCCUCGCGGGUUACAUGGCGGGGUACUUGAAGGCGGCGGGCGCCACUUGCGCCCCGACCGGAAGUCCUCAGUACCAUCCCCACAGUCAUCCGGCGAUGGGGGUUGGUACUCACCCACAUCCGCAUUCUCACCCGCACCCGGGUGCACCACAUCCUGGACUGCCUUCACCCUUUGCUCUCGCCACACACGGUCAUCCACAUCCCCACCCCUUGGAACAUGGACUCGCAGCUUUUCCGCAAGGAAUGAAUCAGCGCAAACAACGUCGCGAGAGAACCACCUUCACGAGAGCUCAACUGGACGUACUGGAGGGACUGUUCACGAAAACGAGGUACCCGGAUAUCUUUAUGCGGGAAGAAGUUGCUCUGAAGAUUAAUCUGCCCGAAUCACGAGUUCAGGUAUGGUUCAAAAAUCGUCGGGCGAAAUGUAGACAACAAUUGCAACAACAGCAGCAGCAACAACAGCAACAACAACAGCAAACGUCUCCCUCGAAAGGAUCUCCCAGGUCGAAUCAAGCGCAGAGUAACAGUAACAACGGGAACAAAAUGUCGACGAGCUCAUCGGCGACGCCCAGCAGGCGUUCCUCGCCGGUUUCUCCGCCGCGCGGCAAAGAGGCACCAGGACCGAAUUCUCCUCUGUUAUCAACCACGUCGACGUAUCCGCGUCUAGGCGUGACGCCGACCGGCGGAAGCGGCGCGAACAGCGCUCUAACUACGCCGUCUCCGCCGUUGACCCCAGGUUCCAGCCAGUUACCACCGUCGUCUUAUCCGCCUCCCAUGAACCAGAUUCAUCAUGGCGAGUAUGGUUUCACUUGGAGUUCAGCGUCGCCCGGCUCGGUGAACCCGAGCCAAUGUUACGCCGGGCAGACUUACAACGCCUACCAGAAUCCGUACACCAGCGGCGAUUAUUAUCAGACCCAGAUCUCGCAUAUGCACCACAGCCCUCAAGGGAACUACCAUCAUCCCCAGUAUCAUCACAACAUGACGCUCACUUCCUCCAUGUCCCACUUGACCAGCCAUCAUCUGAAUCCAACUGGUAGCAACGAUAUGGCGGCCUCACCUUCGGACUCAGACGGCUACAUACUACCUGACCAGAAGUAUCAGACGAUGGUAUAGCGGUCCAGCAGAUCCUCCGGGAUCUUUCAUCGCGGCCAAGACGCCGCGGCCGGAUCCUCCGCUGCUUACAACUGGCGCCUGAACUCCACGCCGAAUUGCCCCGAGAUCAACGGUAACAUCGAUUCCGAUGAUAAUUCAUA